AUGGACCCGUCAACCACGAGAGAACCAGGAGAAGAUCUUCAGGCCUCGCUAGAAACAAACCACACAAAGGCCUUUAAACGGGCCCGACGGAUUAGCAUCGGACCCACCCAUGUUAUGGGUUUCCCAUGGACUGAAGCUCAUGCGCAAUACGGAGUAGAACUCGCAUUGAUCUGGUUCAAAAACUCCGCUUCUUUCAUCUCCGCUUGCCUCAACUGGGUGCUGUUUUCCCUAUCAUUAACAAUGACAGGUUGGACAACCCAUAAGAGGGCAUUUGGUGUCCCCCACAUGCUACCUGCAGAGGCUGCUGCCCUGGGAAGCAGUUUUCCGACUGCCAAAGGUGCCUCCGUGAUUCCUAAACGAGGCUGCAUCUGGAUCCUAUUGACAUGCGAAAACACCCGUGUUUCCCGUCCAAGGUGGAACCAUACGCACACCGUGCGACUGUUGCCAUCCUUGGAGCGAAUCAUUUUGAUCAAAUGA
Paracoccidioides brasiliensis Pb18 is the source of this 477-nucleotide messenger RNA. RefSeq lists its product as uncharacterized. The transcript is spliced from 2 exons. The coding region runs from base 1 to 477 and encodes 158 amino acids. The record is from RefSeq and is a predicted model, not a curated record.